Molecule: messenger RNA, 3155 nt
Organism: Pristis pectinata (smalltooth sawfish)
Lineage: Eukaryota; Metazoa; Chordata; Chondrichthyes; Rhinopristiformes; Pristidae
Product: tyrosine-protein kinase HCK-like
Exons: 13
Coding region: 233-1741 (502 amino acids)
Biological process (GO): cell surface receptor protein tyrosine kinase signaling pathway; cell differentiation; protein phosphorylation
Cellular component (GO): extrinsic component of cytoplasmic side of plasma membrane
Molecular function (GO): non-membrane spanning protein tyrosine kinase activity; ATP binding; signaling receptor binding
Source: RefSeq, a predicted model, not a curated record
UGCUCUGAGGGUGGCACUUCCCAAGCAGAGACCAGGAAAUAGGUCACACAAUGUAGUAAGUGACAAGGCAACUAUUUGAAAUCUCCAGCCCUAAUACCUGAGGUAACGAUGGGAUUUUACGCUGCUGUUUGACCCGGGGAAGGAAUCAUUGAACCGGCUUUAUUGUGGCGAUUUUAUUUCUACUUUCCUAGAGUCAAUUUCGGGGGAAGAGAGGGAGGUCGGAAAAAGAAACAUGGGCUGUGCCAAAUCAAAAGACUCUGUGGACUUGCAAGAAAAAAGCUUAAAUGAUCCCGUACGUAAAUCUCAAACAGCUCUUUAUGUGAAAGACCCCACAUCCAAUUCUCUUAACACAAAUAGCUGUCCUAUGCCAGCAUGUUCUCCAGGAGGACAGGACGACAUGGUGGUUGUUGCACUUUACGACUAUGAAGGCAUUCAUGAAGGAGAUCUGAGUUUUAAGAAAGGAGAAAAAGUGAAAGUGAUCUCACAACAAGAUGAGUGGUGGCUGGGAAUAUCUUUAGUAACUGAUCAGGAAGGCUAUAUUCCAAGUAACUAUUUUGCCAGAGUUAACUCACUUGAAACGGAAGAUUGGUUCUUCAAAGGUGUCAGUAGAAAGGAUGCAGAGAGGCAACUUCUGGCAACAGGAAAUAAGAGUGGUUCAUUUAUGAUAAGAGAUAGUGAAACAACCAAAGGUAGUUAUUCCCUCUCUGUUCGAGAUUAUGAUCCUACAAUGGGUGACACAGUAAAACAUUACAAGAUACGUACUCUGGACAAUGGUGGCUUUUAUAUCUCUCCUCGAAUAACAUUCACCACUUUGACUGAACUAGUCAACCAUUACAAGAAACAAGGAGAUGGAUUGUGUCAGAAGCUAACAAAGCCUUGCAUUAGUGAAAAACCUCAAAAACCAUGGGAGAAAGAUGCCUGGGAAAUUCCAAGAGAGUCACUCAGACUAGAGAAAAAACUUGGAGCUGGACAGUUUGGAGAAGUGUGGUUGGCUACAUUCAAAAAUCAUACCAAAGUGGCAGUGAAAACCAUGAAGCCAGGUACUAUGUCAGUGGAAGCCUUCCUCAUGGAAGCUAAUCUCAUGAAGGCUCUUCAGCACGAUAAGCUGGUACGGCUCAAUGCUGUGGUUACGAAGGAGGAACCCAUAUACAUCAUCACAGAGUAUAUGGCCAAAGGAAGUUUAUUAGAUUUCUUGAAGAGUGAUGAAGGGAACAGAUUACAGUUACCCAAACUGAUUGAUUUUUCAGCUCAAAUUGCAGAAGGAAUGGCUUAUAUUGAAUCCAAGAACUAUAUACACAGAGAUUUGAGGGCUGCCAAUAUUUUAGUGUCUCACAUGCUGGUUUGCAAGAUCGCUGACUUUGGCCUCGCCAGAAUAAUUGAAGACAAUGAAUAUACAGCCAGAGAAGGUGCCAAAUUUCCUAUUAAAUGGACAGCGCCAGAAGCCAUUAACUUUGGAUCAUUUACAAUCAAGUCUGAUGUGUGGUCCUUUGGAAUUGUUCUUAUGGAAACUAUCACAUAUGGCCGUACCCCUUAUCCAGGAAUGUCAAACCCAGAUGUGAUCCGCUCGCUAGAGCAUGGAUAUCGGAUGCCACGUCCAGAGAUAUGUCCCACAGAGCUGUAUGACAUCAUGAUGAAAUGCUGGAAAAACAAAGCAGAAGAACGUCCCACUUUUGAAUAUCUUCAGAGCGUUCUUGAAGACUUCUUUACAGCUACAGAGAGCCAAUACCAGCAGCAGCCAUAAUGAAGUGCCAAGCAUGACCAGAGAAUGGGACAGUGCGAAAAAAAAGUAACUCAAACCAUCCAUUUCAGUUUUGACUCAUUAAGGUCUGCACUUGCAUUUUUGCACCAUGUCCAAAGUAAGAAUAAUUUUUAACAUUAUUGACUGUAGGCAGUGUAUUUUCCAUGUUAAAUGUUUUCAAUAACUUUUUUAAAAAAUGUAGUAACAAAUAUUCUACAGAAACUUAAAAAAAAAUCAUUAGUUCUUGGAUGGCUGAACAAAAGGUUUAUUUUUGCUGGAAUAAUGUUUAAAAUAAUAUUGGUACUGUAUUUUCAUUGACAUCACAAUUUAUUUUUUCUUGUGCACUAUUUUUAUACUGAAGGCAGUACUCCCAUAUCAGACACUGGGUGGUAUAGCCCUUUAUGCAGCAAUAUCCAUUAGGUGUUUCAUAACUAGAAAAAUAGUUGAAUUAUUUCAGAACCACGUAAGGAUCUUAUAACAGAGUGUUUUUUUAAACAUGCACAGCUGUUGUAUUCACAUAGAUAGUAGUCAUAGGAAAUAACUUAAUCUAUAUGUAGAAAGCUUGAAUCAUCUAGUCCCAGAAUCUGUAAAGUGUAGAGAGUUACUUUAAAAAAAGUUGAUGAAAAUAACAAGUAUUUGAUAAAGAUUGUAAAUAUUUUAAUAAAGGUUAUGAGAACCAAUGGAAUAUCUGCCAAUUUCUCUUUUGUGAAGUUAACAAUAUUAGUCAGGUAAGCUCAGGAAAACUUAGAACACUGAGUACUGAUGUGUUCAAACCUACUUCUGACAGAAUGAUGCUCUUAGCCUGAAGAUAAAGCCCCAGGUUGAUUUGCUGAAGGUUAAAGUAUUUAUUUUGUCCUGUUGGAAUAUUACCAAGCAGGGUCCACUGUCCAAACUAAACAUAAAACUUGUAGUUUGGAGCUUGAGUUACUGGAAAAACAUACAUUUUUCUGCAAUGGUAACUGCACCUGCAAACAAGUGAGCUGCAGAAAUUUCUGUAGUCCACCAGAAUUGUCUUUGGAGCAGAAGAAAUGCUCCUGCUCCUGCAGCUUGAUAAGAAGAGAUAUCUACUGAAGCAAAACCAGUGAAGUAAUUCUAAUCUAUAAAAAUUUUAAAAAGCCAUUAAUUUUGUUGGCCUCUUUUAUUGUUUGAAUAUAUUUGUUUUUAAGUUUUUUUUUAUCAGGUGUGUAAGGUUUGGGAAUAAUUUAUAGCAAUGAAUGUGCUUGAUGCCAUUUGUAACAAGAGUGUAUCGUUGCUUUGUUUCAUAUGGAUCAGAGUAUGCACAUGCUCUAAGGUUUAUAAACUGCAUUUGUUUUUCACAUGGCUUGAAAGAAUGAAAUUAUAAUUCCAAAAAUAUACUCAUUCACAAUGUAUAUUUGAAUUAAUGCUUGAAGUGUGAAAUAAAGUGCCUUAAUCUCAA